Molecule: messenger RNA, 66 nt
Organism: Closterium sp. NIES-67
Lineage: Eukaryota; Viridiplantae; Streptophyta; Zygnematophyceae; Desmidiales; Closteriaceae
Source: the annotation of a GenBank genome assembly
CUUCAAUCAUAGUGACUCUGAGGACUGUCAACUUCUCCUAGGGCAGAUUACCCCCAGUGCGCCAAA